GGGGAGAGGGGAAAAAGAGAGGUAAUCAAGGGGGCGGUGGAAAACGAAACGAGGAUGGAACGUCCGGGCCGGGAGGAGGACGGGAAGAAAGCGAGGAGGGGGCAGAUGAGGGAGAUGGUGAGCGGGAGCGGCGACGCCGACGGCCGACGAGACGCGUUGGAAAGCAUGUUGCACGGGGAUGCUUGGGCACGCAUCCCGUGGGAUCGCGCCCACGUAUCUCAAGCGCAGUGGGUGCAGCAGCAGAUCCGGGACGGGGAGUUUUGGCAGCGUGUCCAGUACACCAUCCUAGUCAUGUCGCCCGUCUACCAGCUUUUGCGCAGGAUGGAUAGAGUUGGGAUGAUGAUGUCCGUCGUUUACAAGUGGAGUCAGCAUCUGCUGCAGUUGAUGAGGAGGGUGGACGUGCUGGAGGACAUGAUCGAGCCGUGCGUGCGUGAGGUUGCCAUCCGCAACCUCCACAUGCUAGAGCCCGUACAUGCCGCGGCCCACCUCAUCAACCCACGUCGACGGUCCCUCACGUAUUACCAUUCGCUGGAGACGACCACCAAUGACCACCGUGUGGUCGAGGAGUGCGACAGAUUUCUCCAGGCGCAGACCGGCGGCAAUCCGGUCGGCUUAUUGUACAGGAGCGUGAGGGACCAGAUGAGGGUAUUCCACUCGAGGCGAGGGGAUUGGGGAGAUCGUGACCUCUCCGAUGCCGAGGCGGCCGAUUGCAGGGGGGACAGCGAGACCGAGCGAUGUGCAGCGUGGUGGUUUGAGCAUGGACGUGCCCACCCGGAGUUGCGCACCAUCGCCAUCUGUGUCAUGCACUUGUGGUUAUCUGCCUCUCCAGCGGAGAGGAACUGGGCGGAGCACGAGCGCGUCAGCACGGCGAGGCGCUGCAAGCUUGGGUUCGCCAAGCUUGCACAGCUGGUUGAGAUUGCCACCAAUCUCAAACUGGCCUCGUGCGCACGGCAGAGUGAUGACGACAUCGACUACGACUGGACUUAUGAUGAUGACACGCCGGUGAGUCGCGACCCAACGGCUGAGCGAGUGUACUUCACUUACGGUUGGGGUCGUGACGACAUGGAUUCAUUCACAUCAGUUACCACUAGUGAUGUACCGUCGACUGCGCAAGCAAGUGGCAGCAGCAGAGCCAGCGGUGGUCAUGGAGGACGUUCGCAUGCGGAGACAGGAGGGGGGGGGAGCCGUGACGUCGACGACUCGGGUGUUCCUAAGGAGGAGGUUCAGGGGGAGUUCGAUUAUGAGGGGCAGAAUGCCGCCGCAGGUGGUGGGUCAGGUGGUGGACGACGCGGCGAUGAGGAGACCGCGGGUGUCCCUGAGGGGCAGGAUGUUGUCAUGGGCGGUGGGUCCCCUAGUGGGGGCCGUGGCGACAGCGAGACCGCGGGUGAUGAGGGACAGGGUGCCGCAAAGUGUGGCAGAGGAGAGGGGAGACCCGGUGGAGAUGGGGAUACCACGGGUGUCGGUGGAGACGAUGGACCAGACGGCGACGAUGACGACGACCACGGUCCCGAGGACGAUCCAUAUAGGCUCGCCUUGGUGUUGAGGGACCCCAUAGUGCCUCCCUUGCGCCCUGAGGACACAGCGCACACUUUCUUCGACAUCGACGCUUUGGCGCACGCGUUGACGGAUGACCGUUUCGCACACGUGAGCCGCAAAAGUGGCAAGCAGCGGGCCCCUGGGAGGGUAUAUUCACCGCCGCCGUUCACAGUGCAGAACCCUCACUGGUUGGGUUCGUCGCUCAGCGACGUGAGAGGGAGGGACUCCGGUGUGGGCGACGUGGGGUCCGACAGACGCAGUGACGGCGGUAGAGAUAUUGCAGGAUCGAUGCCUCCACCGCCCGCACGGACUCCGGAGGCCAGGGUCGACACCAGGGACGGGACCGCGGCACCCGGAGUUGCGCAAGGUGGCGGUUCCCCGCCGACAGUCCGAGGUGGUGUGGGUGGCGGAUGGUCAGCUGUUCGUCGGGUCGGGGACCGGUUGCGGGCAGAUUACGACGUCGGGAGGGGCGUCUUCACGGGAUGUACUGCUGCUCAGACGUAGGCUGCGGAGGCUCUAUUGUCGUGAUUGUUGCAAAUUAUGUGCUUCUUCGAUGCCACGCACCUGCAUGUGCUGUUAAUUUCAGAUGCGACAUAGGGAUGAUGUGCUAAUGAAUGUGUUCUUACAUAAAUGAUGUGCUAAUGAAUGUCCAUCAGUCUC
Chara braunii is the source of this 2196-nucleotide messenger RNA. The record is from the annotation of a GenBank genome assembly. NCBI's taxonomy places the organism in Eukaryota, Viridiplantae, Streptophyta, Charophyceae, Charales, Characeae.